AUGGCUAAUUUGGCACUAGCUGGCUAUGUGUUCCAACCCACCGGUCGUGAGCUCGUCGGCCACUACCUCAUGCCCAGGGCGGGGCUCGGCGGCUUCUUCCUCCCCGGCGUCAUCGAGGAGGGCGUGGACGUCUUGUCCUUGCGCCCACGUGCACUCUCCUUCUCGGAAAACCAUAGGAGGGAUUACGGUGAGGUAUGGGGCUUCUUCUUCGUGGCAAAGCCCGCCGGCGAGACAUGCCCGACGCCGGGCGCGGGCGGGUGCUGGGAGCAGUACGGCCAGGAGAAGGCGUACUACGGCGGCGAGGGCGGCCAGGAGGCAGUGGCGUUCCGGCGCAGGUUCGCGUACCGCUACUCGUGGAGGGACAGGGAGGUAGUAUCGCAGACGCGCUGGAGGAUGAAGGAGUACCGGCUCAACGGGAACGCGGCCGCCUUCUGCCACGCGCACCCGGGCCCCAUGCCGUCAGACCUCGUCUUCAUAGUCCACAAGGUCUACAGGAAGCCGCUGAUCCCUCCGCCGCCACCGCCCGACAGCAGCUCCAGCGAGGACGAGGGCUUCGAGAGCUACAUCGUGUACUCGCAACUCGAUGAGAUCAUGCGGUAG
This is a messenger RNA of Triticum urartu, 600 nucleotides long. The record is from RefSeq and is a predicted model, not a curated record. Lineage: Eukaryota; Viridiplantae; Streptophyta; Magnoliopsida; Poales; Poaceae.